AUGGAACCCAUAUCUUCUGCAUUGCCCUGUGCAAACCCAGAAGCUGAGGUAGAAGAAGAAAACUUGCGUUUUGCCAAGUCCCUUCAGGAACUUCGAGGACUUCAGUCUCAGCUUCGUGAUGCUGCAUAUUACUGUGAAACGACAUUCUUAGAGAGCAAAGUGAAAAGAGAAGUGCUGGAGAACACAAAAGAAUACCUAUGCGGGGCCAUGGUAACUGUCGUUGAUCAUCUUGGGAAUGUCUCAGCCAAUCUUGAUUCCCUUAUUUCUCAAACAAGUGCAUUUUCUGAGGCUGAAUUACGCAUCAGCUGCCUCAAACAAAGACUGCUUUCAUGUGAAGAAUAUGCUAAUAGCCUUGCCCUCUCCAAAAUGCAGUGGAGUGACAAUUUGCCAAGAUUCCAUUCACGUUACUUAUCACCUUCAUCAACCUGUGAGGGGUCACGCGGUGAAAAAUUGAGGGAUUCUGGAAGUGAAGUUCCUUCAAAAAUUAAAGAUAUGCUUUUGCUUGAGGAGGAGGAUUUGCCACUUUUUAUGUACACACAGAAGCCAAAUCCAAACUUUAAGUUAACCACUGCUACGGCUAAGGGGCACGCCAACUUGGCCUUAGAUGUGGUACCUGUUCAGGAUGUACUGUCGGUUUUCACAAAAAUCCCAAAUCAAACAUUUCAUUUCCAAGUGACCGAGAAGGCUGGACGCCAUAGAAAAUCAUUGCGUAAUAGUGACAAGUUAUGGCUCAUACGGCCAAGAAAGCACUCACAGUAAUUGAACCGGAGAACCUGUUUCUUCAUUUUCCAGUCCUCUGUGUUUUUUUAUGGUGAUAUUUAUCUUUGGUCACGUGCUUUUAGAGGUUUUUACCUCUGUAAUUAUGAUAGGG
Messenger RNA from Neltuma alba, 871 nucleotides. RefSeq names its product protein ABIL2-like. NCBI's taxonomy places the organism in Eukaryota, Viridiplantae, Streptophyta, Magnoliopsida, Fabales, Fabaceae. The transcript has 8 exons. The coding region runs from base 1 to 759 and encodes 252 amino acids. The record is from RefSeq and is a predicted model, not a curated record.